UUUUGAGGUCAUAAACUCAAAGAUACUUUAUUAUUAAUCCCAGAGGGAAUGUGAAAGUCAAAGUCGUAAUAAAACAUGACUUUAGAAGUAGAUUAUUUUUACAUUUCCAGACAUCCAGUUUGCUCAUUUUAAAUCACAUUCAUGACUUUUUAAGUCGUUUUUUAAAAAAAUGCAAAAUUUAGAUAAACUAAGUGGUGAACUGGUGCCACACACACACACACACACACACACACUGGAGUGUAUCUUAAGUUUGUAAAUGUAAAUUUUAUUAUACAAAAUCAUAUUUAGGACUUAAAAGUCACACGGUUUUAAAAAUCCUAAUCUGAACUAUUUUAUUAUUCAGGCGGUGAAAGUGCAGCAAAUCAUUUUUUCACAGUUUGAUCUAAAAAUAAAACUAUAAUGACAGUAAACUUGUUUCUUUUAUUUGGCGCUAAAAUGUCAAACCCCUGCAAAAGUUAAGGUCAAAGGUCAUAAAUGGCUUUGAUUUCAAUUUAAGUUGGAAUAAAACCAUUAAUUUUACCAAAGCGAUGCAGUUCACCACAUCAUGCUAUGAAUAAAUGAUCCACGAGGCAUAAAAGCGCGUUUGAGGUGAACUGGGCGUGUCUAACGAGGGCUGAUGAAAAGCAGCUCAGGUGUUUCUGAUUGCAGAGCAGCAGGUGCUGAAAACGACUGGAAGGCAGAAGAGCAUCCUGAACGCCCUCAGAUAUCAUACUAGAGCUACGAUUUUCUCAUUUAUUUUACAGAAAUGAUCCUAAUCGACCUAAAGCUGGUCCUUGUGUUUUUCCUCAGCUUGAUGCACCACAGAGUGGAUGGACUCUGCAGCGUGGAGCAUUGCUCCGACCCAACGAGAUGUGUUCUGUCUGAAGACCAGAAAAGCUGCAGGUGUGCUGCAGGAUUUUAUUCUGACCGCUGCGACAAAAGUGCACAUAUUAAAGUCAUGUGUGGUAAUGACUACAUGGCGAUCAGAGCAACAGAAGCCUUCUUCAUGCACCACAAAGUGCCGCUAGAAUCCCUCCACUUGCCCAACGCCUCCUGUCGUGCUCAGAGAGAAGUCAUCAACCAAAUCCCGUACUACAUGUUCAAGAUCUCCCAGGAGAAGUAUUUGACUUGUGGAGGGACUCCACUUAAGAAAAAUGCAACCCACUUCCUUUAUUCUGUGAGCAUCCAAUCAGAUGGUCAGGUUACUGGAAACAUCAUCAGAGAUCCUGUCAUUAAGAUGAGCUUCACAUGCAUUUAUCCAUACGUCCGAAGAGUUGGCCUUCCUUUUCCCGUCUUUCCUGUCUCCAGUGAAACGGUGAUGCACGUGGACGAGAUGGACGCCACGAUACAGAUGACGUUGUUUUCUGACCCGAUCUUCUCAAAAGCCUACACCAGCGCUCCAACUAUAGAGCUCAAAGACAAGGUGUACGUUGAGGUGUCCGUCACCGAGCCUGCAGAUUACUUCCUGCUUCAAAUCAAUGAGUGUUGGGCCACUCAGUCUCCUCAGCCCAACUCUACAAACGGACUGGUCCACAGUCUGAUUCAGAACGGCUGUGUGAAUGACCGGACAGUUUCCUUCCUCGACUUGGGUGAUGAAACAUCUGGACAAAACGGAAAAAGCUCCACCGUUCGUUACAGCUUCGACAUGUUUCGCUUCAUAACGGAGCCUCACGAGCUGUAUCUGCACUGCACCGUGCAGCUGUGUGAGCUGGACGACCAGAAGUCCUGCGUACCCAGCUGCAGUUCGAUCAGUAAGAGAGAAGCCGUGCGAGAGUUUCCCAACCAGGGUCUCCUGUCUUAUGGACCAAUCAGGAUUGAAAUGCCAGACAGACCUCAAUCUAGCCUGCUGACAAAGGUGGUACUGCCUGUGGCUGGCGUGUGGAUUCUGGGCUUCUUCCUCACCAUCCUCAUCACUGUGGCAAAGGCAGGAAGCAGAAGGAUAGCAAAAGUAGAAGAGCACUGACGAUCAAGCUGCUGCUUUCAGCAGCAUGAAUAAAAAUGUGAAAAAAAUA
Messenger RNA from Nothobranchius furzeri (turquoise killifish), 1991 nucleotides. RefSeq names its product zona pellucida glycoprotein d (gene zpd). NCBI's taxonomy places the organism in Eukaryota, Metazoa, Chordata, Actinopteri, Cyprinodontiformes, Nothobranchiidae. Gene Ontology annotation, biological process: neutrophil migration. The record is from RefSeq and is a predicted model, not a curated record. Gene Ontology annotation, cellular component: apical plasma membrane; cell surface.